Molecule: messenger RNA, 1079 nt
Organism: Octodon degus (degu)
Lineage: Eukaryota; Metazoa; Chordata; Mammalia; Rodentia; Octodontidae
Gene: Stbd1
Product: starch binding domain 1
Exons: 2
Coding region: 128-973 (281 amino acids)
Cellular component (GO): membrane
Molecular function (GO): starch binding
Source: RefSeq, a predicted model, not a curated record
GCCGAACAGCCCGGAGCGAAGGCGCUGGCAGAGGAGCGGGGUCUCCGCUGGGUGAUCCCCGACCCGUACCAGGACCUGGACCCGGACCCUGACCCCGGCGGCCGCACGCGGUGGGUGUGUCCGCGCCAUGGGAGCCGUCUGGUCUGCCUUGCUGGUCGGCGGGGGGCUGGCGGGGGCGCUGCUAGUGUGGCUGCUGAGGGGCGGCUCCGGCGAUGGAGGCAAGGACGCCCCUCUCCGGGAACCCGCGGACUCGAGAGACCCAGAGCAUCUUCAAGAAAGCAAUGGACUUUUGAUUUCUGAGACCAAAGUGAGAGAAACUUUAGGAAAUGAAAGUCUUGAGUCCCCUGUUGGAGAAUGGAGGUUCCAAAAAGGCCAAGAGACCUCUACUAAAACAGCCACAUGGUUUGCAGAGAAGUUGCCAUCUAGCAGCCAGCACAUGGCCAGAGAUAAGAAAGAGAACCAGGCGCCGUUGGACAUUCAGGCCCCGGCUGGCCAUGAGGAUUGGGAAAUGGUGUCUAGGCACUCGUCUUGGGGAGAGGUGGGCUUGGGUGGCAACCUGGAGGCUUCUGGGGCAAGGCUAAGCCAAGAAAGGCACAACAGCAGAAGUGAUUUUAUGGAAGCGAGAGACUGGGAAGUGGAUGAGAAAAGAAAAAGUGCAGCCAAAGUGUCUUCAGAGUCCAAGCAAGUUAGCAUCAGGUUCCAGGUGCACUACCUCACGAGCACGGAUGUGCAGUUCAUUGCAGUAACUGGAGACCAUGAGAAUCUUGGCAGGUGGCAUACUUACAUCCCACUCCACCAUCACAAGGAUGGGCUGUGGUCUCAUUCUGUCUUCCUACCAGCAGAUUCUAUGGUGCAGUGGAAAUUUGUGCUGGUGGAGAACGGGGACAUUACACGCUGGGAAGAAUGCAGCAAUAGAUGCCUAUCGACGGGCCACGAGGACAAAGUGGUUCACGGGUGGUGGGGGAUUCACUGAUGCCAAGUGCUGGAGAGGCUGCAGCAGAAAGUGGAGGAGGGUAAGGUUGUGGAGCACACUGAAUAAUUUAAAAUAAAGGCAACACGACUAGCCACCAGCUGCUGCA